Physella acuta is the source of this 780-nucleotide messenger RNA. RefSeq names its product papilin-like. Lineage: Eukaryota; Metazoa; Mollusca; Gastropoda; Physidae. The record is from RefSeq and is a predicted model, not a curated record.
AUGGACAACACACUGACCGACACAAUAGACAACAGACUGACCGACACAAUAGACAACACACUGACCGACACAAUGGACAACGGACUGACCGACACAAUGGACAACGGACUGACCGACGGACUGACCGACACAAUGGACAACAGACUGACCGACACAAUGGACAACACACUGACCGACACAAUGGACAACACACUGACCGACACAAUGGACAACACACUGACCGACACAAUGGACAACAGACUGACCGACACAAUGGACAACGGACUGACCGACACAAUGGACAACACACUGACCGACACAAUGGACAACACACUGACCGACACAAUGGACAACACACUGACCGACACAAUGGACAACACACUGACCGACACAAUGGACAACACACUGACCGACACAAUGGACAACAGACUGACCGACACAAUGGACAACACACUGACCGACACAAUGGACAACGCACUGACCGACACAAUGGACAACAGACUGACCGACACAAUGGACAACGCACUGACCGACACAAUGGACAACAGACUGACCGACACAAUGGACAACGGACUGACCGACGGACUGACCGACACAAUGGACAACGGACUGACCGACACAAUGGACAACAGACUGACCGACACAAUGGACAACAGACUGACCGACACAAUGGACAACGGACUGACCGACACAAUGGACAACAGACUGACCGACACAAUGGACAACAGACUGACCGACACAAUAGACAACACACUGACCGACACAAUGGACAACAGCCUAAUACAAAUGACACUAGAAUGA